Messenger RNA from Penicillium atrosanguineum, 1308 nucleotides. RefSeq lists its product as uncharacterized. NCBI's taxonomy places the organism in Eukaryota, Fungi, Ascomycota, Eurotiomycetes, Eurotiales, Aspergillaceae. The record is from RefSeq and is a predicted model, not a curated record. Gene Ontology annotation, biological process: phospholipid catabolic process. The transcript has a single exon. Bases 1 to 1308 code for a protein of 435 amino acids. Gene Ontology annotation, molecular function: hydrolase activity, acting on ester bonds.
AUGGCCCUAUCUUUCGCGGUUCUCAGCCUUGGCCUUGGCCUUGGGGCCGUCGCGGCCCCCACCUCUUCCGGUAUGGACAACAUCAAGAAUGUCGUCGUGCUUGUGCAAGAGAAUCGGUCUUUUGAUACCCUCGCCGGUGGUCUCACGUACAACCCCGAUAUCGAUGGCUUGGUCAACCAAAAAUACUGCAACCCCGCCAAUGUCUCGGUUCCGAGCUCAGAGGAUGUCUGCGCGGCUGGUAUCGCGAAAAACAUCGCAUCGGACGACCCCGACCACACGAUCACUGGCGUAAACAUGCAAAUUUUUGGGAAUUACCACCCGAAAAGCAGCUCCAAGUCAACCAUGAGCGGUUUCGUUACCGAGCAGAGCUAUAUGUACAGUUUGCAAAACGACAUGAUGGAGGCUGCCGAGGUCAUCAAUUACUAUGAGCCUGAUCUUGUGCCUGUCACCAACGCCAUGGCUGAGAACUAUGUCCUGUUUGAUCGCUGGUUCGCUUCGAUUCCGGGCCCAACGGACCCCAAUCGCGCGUACCUGACCUCGGGGACUUCACACGGCCACGGCGACAAUGGAGAAGUGUUCUACAACGCCGGCAUGCCCCAGAAAUCCAUUUUCGAGCAACUUUCUGAGAAGGGGAUUUCCUGGAUCAACUACGAGAACACAACCAAUAUUGGGGCAAGCAGUUUCCCGCCUGAUGCUAUGUUCUAUGAGUGGACGGCUAAAUCCGCUACGGACAAGAUUCUUCCUCUGAGCCAAUUCUAUGAGGAUGCUAAGUCUGGUAACUUGCCUCAGUUCACCUGGAUCAAUCCCGAGUGCUGCGAUUACAUGUCCAUGCAUCCGAAGUCCCCUAUCAAUAUGGGGGAGAACUUCAUGAAGGGCAUCUACGAGGCGAUCCGCAACUCACCCCAGUGGAAUGAAACCUUGUUUAUCAUCACAUGGGAUGAGCAUGGCGGAUUUGCGGACCACGUUGCGCCCCCAACUGGAGUUCCCCCGGGUGACAGCCUGCCGUAUGUUGAGAAGGCGAACGAUGGCAAAGACUAUACUUUCAAUUUUGACCGUCUUGGUGUUCGCGUUCCGACUUUGUUGAUCUCACCUUGGGUUGAGAAGGGCGUUGUUCAAAAUAAGCCUGGCCCUGGAGAGAAUGAGUUUACUCACACUUCUAUCCUGAAGUUUGUAUCUGAGCUGUGGGGCUUGGAUAGCUUGACGCCUCGUGUGGACUGGUCACCUUCAUUUGGGAGCUUGAUCACGAAUACUUUCCGUGAUGAUACUCCGGAACAGCUUCCCAAUGCCGCUGGAUAUCCUCUUCAGUGA